Molecule: messenger RNA, 1707 nt
Organism: Alternaria arborescens
Lineage: Eukaryota; Fungi; Ascomycota; Dothideomycetes; Pleosporales; Pleosporaceae
Exons: 3
Coding region: 1-1707 (568 amino acids)
Biological process (GO): transmembrane transport; nucleobase transport
Cellular component (GO): plasma membrane
Molecular function (GO): nucleobase transmembrane transporter activity
Source: RefSeq, a predicted model, not a curated record
AUGUCGCGCUUUCUGCAGCGAAGCAAAGCAGCAUUCAGUUCUCCAAAGUCGUUCAAGGAGACAUUGCAAACUACAAACGAUCAUGGAGAAGUGCGGUACAACCAAGAUCUCCUCCCCAGUCCACCGGCGGACAGGAAAUGGAGAUGGCAACAUUAUUUCGCCUACUACUUGACCAUGACAUUCAGCCCCUCCUCAUACAACCUUGGUGCAUCUCUAGUCUCGAUUGGUCUUCUCUGGUGGCACGGCAUGAUUGCUGCGGUAAUCGGUUCAGCCAUUCUCACCAUUUUGGUCGUGCUCAACAGUCGUGGCGCUAUCAAGUACUUCAUCGGUUUCCCUGUCUAUGUACGCGCGGCUGCUGGUGUGAGAGGUGCCAGUUUGUAUAUCUUAGUACGAGCAGUAGUAGCGAUUAUCUACUUCGCGACCCAGACGUACUAUGGAGGACGCAUCACAUCGGUUUUCAUGCGCGGCAUCUUCGGGAACGGUUACAACAAUAUUCCGAAUCAUCUUCCAGAGAGUGCGGGAAUUACAAGUAGAGAUUUGCUGAGCUUCUUCUUGUUCUGGAUGGUACAAAUGCCGGUCAUGUUCAUUCAUCCAACGGUACUUCGACAUCUCUUCGUGAUGAAAGCUGUCUAUACCACGAUAGCACUCUUCGGUGUACUUGGAUGGGUGAUCAGCGCUAACGGAGGCAAGAUCGGAAGUUUCACCUAUACAACUAAGCAGACACAGCUUUCGGGUGCAGAUCUCAUCUGGCCUAUGAUUCAAGCCAUCAACUCUGUCAUGGGUGCUCUGGCACCGGUGCUCAUCAAUCAACCUGAUAUAGCACGAUACGGACAUUCGUACAGCGAUGUGACUUGGAGCCAGGGUGUAGGUAUCCUUAUCAGCAAAGUUCUGGUCAUGUUCCUGAGUACCGCGACGACUGCAGCUGCAACACAAGUCCUUGGUAAAAGCUACUGGAACGUUUGGGACCUCUAUGACGCCAUCUUGGAUCAAUAUUGGACUCCUGGAGCUCGAGCAGGAAUGGUGUUCGCGUCUUUCGGCAUGAUGCUCGCUGUACUUGUCACCAACGCUGGAAGUAACUCUCUCCCUGUUGGCGCCGAUCUUACAGGAAUAUUCCCUCGCUGGCUGACCAUCGUCCGAGGCCAAGUACUCUGUGCGGUCCUCGCGCCUCUACUUGUUCCAUGGAAAAUCAUCGCCUCCGCUACAUCGUUCCUCACUUUUCUCGGAUCUUACACCGUGUUCUUAAUGCCAAUAUGCGCUUGCAUGAUCGUCGACUACUGGCUCGUUCGAAGAGGCAAUUUCCACGUCCCCUCGCUAUACACCUCUUCACCUGAAAGUCCAUACUUGUACUACAAAGGCUGGAAUUUGCGCAUGCUGGCUGCUUGGAUUGCUGGAGUUGCGUUCACUGUUCAUGGUGUCGCAGGGUCUUUGGAUCCCGAUUCAGUAGCCGAGGCUAGCAAAAACAUGUACAAACUUGGCUUCGUACUAUCGUUUCUGAUGGGAGGAUCGGUUUACUACAGCUUGUGUCUUAUUUGGCCAGUGCAGGUACUUCCGAUAGGCACGGAGAGGCAGUUGGCGUUUGAAGAAUUGGCAGCUAAUGAAGGAUUUUUUGAUCACGAGAACGUGGGUACAAUUACGGGAGUCCUGGAGGGCGAGGAAAUAGAUGCAACACAGCAUUACGUCGCUAACAGCAAAGAGAGCAAGGUCUGA